Messenger RNA from Oryza brachyantha (malo sina), 1456 nucleotides. RefSeq lists its product as uncharacterized. Bases 12 to 1328 code for a protein of 438 amino acids. NCBI's taxonomy places the organism in Eukaryota, Viridiplantae, Streptophyta, Magnoliopsida, Poales, Poaceae. The transcript has 3 exons. The record is from RefSeq and is a predicted model, not a curated record.
CGUAGAUAAAAAUGGCUCCUUCUUCUUCUCCAAUGGAAGCUAAUGCAGCCAGAGAUCAAGACAAGAGUGGCAAGAAGAUGAGCAGAGUUAGGAGCUGGGGGACCAUGGGGUUCUACUCGUCGUCUUCCUCCUCCUGCAGGAGCAGAAGCCUGCAACCAGUGGGAGGAGAAGGCAAGAAUGGCGGCGGUGGCAAGAAGACGAAGAAGAAGAGGAGCAUCACCUGCGCGGGAUCCAUCUGCAGCACCAAGGAGAGCUCGGUGUCGAGCAGGGGAAGGCCAAGCCGGCGCCGGAGCAGCAGCAGCCGCGCGCGCGGCGACGGCGGCAGCACGUCGAGCAGGUCGCUGAUGGCGCCCGACCACGGCGACUCCGCCGCGGGCGGCGCCGUCGUCUCCGCGUCGUCGUCGUUCAACUCCGUGAUGACGGCGGCGACGUCGGUGACGGCGACCACCGCCACCACCACCAGCAGCUCGUCGACGACGACCUCGCCGCCGUCGGCUCUGUCGUCGCCGCUGUCCUCGCUCGGCGGCUCCUUCAGGGCGAUGCAGAUCAGGAAGCUCUCCGGCUGCUACCUCCAGUGCCACUCGGUGCUCGACCCCCGCAGCCUCGCCGCCGCCUUCCCCUGCUCAGACUGCGACGAGGUCUUCGUCAAGCCCGACUCCCUCGAGCUCCACCGAGCCACCAGGCACGCAGUUUCAGAGCUUGGGGCGGAUGACACGAGCAGGAACAUCGUGGAGAUCAUCUUCCAGUCGAGCUGGCUCAAGAAGAACGGGCCGGUGUGCAAGAUCGAGAGGAUACUCAAGGUGCAGAGCUCCGACAAGACCAUCAAGAAGUUCGAGCAGUACAAGGAGCUCGUCAAGGAGAAGGCGAGCUGUGCCAGCGACGAGGCCAAGAAGAACCCCAGGUGCGUCGCCGACGGCAACGAGCUCCUCAGGUUCCACUGCACCACCUUCACCUGCUCCCUCGGCCUCGCCGGCGGCACCGCCCUCUGCUGCGGCUCCACGUCGCCGGCGCAGUGCAAACUCUGCGCCAUUAUCAAGGAUGGGUUCAGGGUGGAUGGGAAUGGAAGGAUCGCGACAAUGGCGACGAGCGGCCGGGCGCACGACACGGCGGAGGUGUCCUCGGACGGCGAGAAGAGGGCAAUGUUGGUGUGCAGGGUGGUCGCCGGCAGGGUGAAGAAGAUCGGCAGCAGCAGCAGUUCUUCAGAGGAGUUUGAUUGUGACUCUGUCAGUAGCUGCUCAGAAGGGGUUUACUCAGAUUUGGAUGAACUGUUUGUGUCCAGUCCCAGAGCUAUUCUGCCUUGCUUUGUAGUCAUAUACAGUGGCUAUUAAGUCAAAAAAAAAAAACUACUACUAGUAGAGAUUUUGCCACUGUUUCUGCUCUAAUGUCCCCCUGUUCUAGGUUUUAGCAUGUUUAAUUACUUCAUGUUCAUCGUCAGAUCAUAAUGCAAAGAUCUGCC